Messenger RNA from Ixodes scapularis (black-legged tick), 3608 nucleotides. Its product is annotated as pyruvate dehydrogenase phosphatase regulatory subunit, mitochondrial. The transcript has 19 exons. The coding region runs from base 180 to 2717 and encodes 845 amino acids. NCBI's taxonomy places the organism in Eukaryota, Metazoa, Arthropoda, Arachnida, Ixodida, Ixodidae. Gene Ontology annotation, cellular component: mitochondrial matrix; mitochondrion; cytoplasm. Gene Ontology annotation, molecular function: protein binding; oxidoreductase activity. The record is from RefSeq and is a predicted model, not a curated record.
GCUAUUGUUAUUUUUCGGAAUUUCGGAUCCUGUUUUGGUUUUGCUUGCGACUGAAGGACUGAAGUGACCGAAAAUGUUCGGCGGCACCCGCCGGGGGUUCUCGUAGGCCAUCACGGUCGCUCUCUUGGUCGAGCGUUACCUUCGGCAACCGAUCAAGUCACAGCUGACCUCGUGAAUCAAUGUCUGAACGCGUACUGCCCAAGCUCGCCCGAGUGGUGAUAUGCGGCGCGGGAGUGGUGGGCAACUCGAUCGCCUACCACCUGGUCAAGCGCGGAUGGACCGACCUGGUGGUGCUCGAGAAAGGGCGCAUCGGCUGCGGUGCGACGUGGCGCAGCAGCGGUCUGGCGGGGCAGCUCCACCCGACCGUCAACGGCAUCAUUGCCCGCUCCAGCGUCAAGCUGUACGACAGCCUGCAGCAGGAAGGCCACGACAUCGGCUGGCAACAAUGUGGUACCCUCAGUGUUGCCAGGACACGCAAGCGCAUGGUGUCCCUCCAAAGGUUGGCUGCUGAAGCACGUGCGCGGGGCGUCGACUGCACCGUGCACCAGCCGCAGUCCCUCAAGGAGCUCCACCCGUUUCUCAGGACAGAGGACCUGGCGGGAGGUGUCUUUGUGCCUGGGGAUGGUGUGGUGGAUACAGAGGCACUGUGCCAGACCCUCGCUAAGCUGGCCCAGGAGGGAGGUGCCCAGUACGUGGAGGAGUGCCAGGUGCACAGAGUUCUGAGCCACGAGGGCACCGUGGUCGGUGCCGACACCGAGCUGGGCACCAUCAACUGCGAGUACUUCAUCCUGGCUGGAGGCAUGUGGUCCCGGGAGUUAGCCCAGGCCAGCCAGCCCAAGUUUUCUGUGCCCAUCCACGCUGCCAAGCACUCUUUUGGCGUCACCAAGCCAUUGGACGACACGGACCGCUCCCUGCCGGUGGUGUGGGACUACGAUGGCCGCGUGUACAGCCGUACCUUUGGCCGCGGCUUCUUGGUCGGCGGCUUUGAGGAGACGGCCAAGCCACUCUUCCACUACGACGUGCCGGACAAGUUUGAGUUCCUCCGUCUGGCACCGGACUACCCUCAGUUCAAAAGCAUCUACGAGCAGUUCCAGCACCGUUUCCCAGACCUUCGCCACCUGGAGCUGGCAGAACUCGUAACGGCACCGGAGACCUUCACACCAGACAACCACUGCAUCCUUGGAGAGACAUCCGAGGUAGAGGGCCUGUUCCUGGCCGUGGGCAUGAACGGGGCCCAGGCCCAGAGUGCGGGCGGGGUGGGGCGUGCCCUGGCACUGUGGCUGUGUGACGGGGCCCCCCGGGCCUACCUGCUGCCCUGCGACUGCCGCCGCUUCCUCGACCUGCACAACAACGCCAAGUUCCUCAGGGAGAGGGUCACCGAGGCCGUGGGGCGCACCUGCCUCGAGCCACACCCGCUCCAGGCGGAGUUCCGCACGGGCCGGCGUCUUCGCUGCUCGCCGCUGCUGCCCCUGCAGGAGCAGCAGGGGGCCGUCCUCGGAGAGCGCAUGGGCUUCGAGAGGGCCCUCUUCUUCGACACGCAGCACGAGUCGGGGGAGAGGCAGAUGAGCGCAUCUCCCACGUACGGCCAGCCCGACUGGCUGGAGCUGGUGCACCAGGAGUACGUGGCCUGCCGGGAGAGGGUGGGGAUCAGCGACAUGUCCUCCUUCACCAAGUUCUACCUCGAGUCUGGCGGCCUGGAAGUGGUGUCCCUGCUGCAGAUUCUCUGCUCCAACGAGGUGGACGUUCCGGUGGGGCACAUCGUGCAGACGGGGAUGCAGAACGACCGGGGAGGCUACGAGAACGACUGCAUCCUCGUCCGCAUGGACGCCAACCGGUACUUCAUGGUGUCCCCCACGGCGCAGCAGACGCGCAUUGCCAAGUGGGUGCGGCGGCACCUGCCACGGGACGGCUCCGUGUCCCUGCGGGACGUCACCUCACUCUACACGGUCCUCUACGUCCUGGGUCCCAAGUCCAGGAGCCUACUCGAGGAGGUCACGGGAAGGGAAAUCGACCUGGAGCCAUUCACCUGCCAGGAGAUGGACGUUGCGUACGCCACCAACGUGCUCGUGCUCGGCUACAACAACACCCUGGAACCCGGCUACUCUCUGUACAUCCCUUCGGAGUACGCCCAACAUGUGUACGGGCGGCUGAAGAAGGCCGGCCGAGACUACGGCGUUCUGGACGUGGGCUACUAUGCGCUGCGCAUGCUGCGCAUUGAGAAGUUUGUGCCAUUCUGGGCAGAGGAACUGGACAGCAGCGUCACUCCCCUCGAGGCCAACCGCAGCGCAAGGGUCAAACUCCAGAAGGAGCCGGCGUUCAUUGGGCAGGCUGCGCUGCAGCAGCAGGCCCGGGAGGGCCUCCGUCGGCAGCUGGCCUUCUUCCAGCUGGGAGGGGAGCACGACUGCGAGCGGGACCCCUGGGCCUGGGGCCAGGAGCCCCUGUUCUGCGAGGGACGCUUUGUGGGGCUCACUUCCUCGGGCAGCUACGCCUUCUCCCUGGCCAAGAACGUCUGCCAGGGCUUCGUCCACUGGUUCGACCCCGGCAGCAGGCAGUUGCAGCUCCUGCCCCCGGGGCUCAUCUCCCAGGGACGCUUCGAGGUGGAAUUGGCUGGCCGCAGGUUUCCCGUGGAGGCGUCGGUGGUGGCCCCCAAGCUGACCGUGGCCCCCAUGGGAGGGGUCAGGGAUCGCUACAAGCCACAGGCCAGGACCCUGCUCUGAGGCCCCGCCCACUUCCGGUCCCAAGCGGCACACGUCUCGAGAAGCGUCGGCCAACGUUUGCCAAUAUCGCCCCUAUAAUUUUACGGAAUGUUAGUCAUCGACGUACCCACUAGUUAGGGCACAUUGGCUGUAAUUUGUGGCUAUAGAACCGUCGAAAGAAGUGGCACGGUAAGUUACUUCUAGAAGCUAACUGACUGCAUCUAGUCACCUCCCUCUUUGGGUGUCUGUUUUGGAUCUUCGGAACGUUGGUAAACGACUAAACUCAUUUUUGCCACUCUACUGCACCUAGGUGGUUGUAUCCGGCACGUGGUACAAAGUGUGCAACACUCAGGUUUGCACUUCAAAGCGACAGAGACGUUUUCCCCUCUAUGCAACUGUGGCUUGUUUAAUCAAAAGAGAUCCACUGACUCAGCAUAAAAUAAUCUGCUGGCACUGAAUGCCAUUGCAGAAUAGGCAAUACUACAAAUAGAAUUCAGAUGCUCGGAGAGGUCUUUAGUUUGCGGUUUCCUGUCAAAGUACUUGUUCGUGUUGGAAAAGACUUGUCACUCAGAUAGGUUAAAGCUUUUCUCCUUUUGCCCAACUUAUAACCAAGUUCCUCCAAAGUGCUUCCGAACAAAAGGAAGCUGAUCAUUAUAGCCAAUAGUCUAAUCCCAGUUGGGGCAAAUCAGUGCAGCCAACUGCUCAACCAUAGAAAGCUAUUGCUUUCCCUCGAUGCAAACAAUACUGUAACACCUCAGGGGCACAGCAACGCAGAGGAUAAACAUGGGCUAUCUCCACGUGUUCUCUCUACAGAGUAGCGUUCCCAAGUGUGUUUUCCGGUUGCCGACACUUUUACACGGUCUGGUGCAAUGCUAAGAGAUGCAAAAUAAAGCCGACCAAGCAAAUGAUUAA